Molecule: messenger RNA, 4137 nt
Organism: Egretta garzetta (little egret)
Lineage: Eukaryota; Metazoa; Chordata; Aves; Pelecaniformes; Ardeidae
Gene: FADD
Product: Fas associated via death domain
Exons: 2
Coding region: 142-723 (193 amino acids)
Biological process (GO): signal transduction; regulation of apoptotic process
Molecular function (GO): protein binding
Source: RefSeq, a predicted model, not a curated record
UCUGGCUUCCCGAGAAGUCGCUCUGUGAAAACAGGAGCGCAGCCCGCCCCGGAGGGCGGGGACGGGGUUCCGCCAGCCUUUUCGCGCGGCUUGGGUCUCGCCCCGGGCCUGGCGGAGGGUUGCGGUGUAGGCCUCGGCACCAUGGAUUCGUUUUACCCUCUGCUGCACUUUUUAUCCUCGAGCUUGUCGGAGGGUGAGCUUUCUUCCAUGAAGUUUCUCUGCCGGCCGCAUAUUGGGAAAAGGAAGCUUGAGUCUGUCCAAAGUGGCAUGGACCUCUUCAGCAUCCUUCUUGAGCAGCAGCAGAUUACAAGGAAUGACUUAUCGUUUCUUGAAGACUUGCUUAAGAACAUUAAAAGAGAAGAUUUGGUCUUGAGGCUAAAGCAGUUCGAAGAGGAAAGAGAAGUUAGUGCUCCUGAUGAUCAGCCAGAUGUGCAUGAAAAACGUCUGCAGAAGGCGGCUAUUGAAGUCAUAUGUGAAAAUGUCGGGAGAGAGUGGAAAAUGCUGAUGCGAAAACUUGGCAUUUCUGAAGCGAAAAUGGACGGAAUAAUGACAGCCAAUCCAUAUAAUUUGCGGGAACAGGUGUUUCAGUCACUUCGAGAGUGGCAGAAGGGAAGAGAUGCAAAGGUGACUGACUUAGUAAAAGCUCUUCGGGGUUGUAACAUGAAUUUGGUGGCAGACAAAGUUGAAGAAAAGCUUUUGCUACUGAACACUAGAACCGGGUGAAAUCAAUAUAAAACCACUUCCGUGUCUCACAGAUAUGAAUGAAAAAAGUAAAAGUACCUUCUAUGCUUCUGAAGCAAAAUCAUUUGUUCUGUCACCUAUUCUGCCAUUAAUUUAUGUGCCUUAACAGGUUGAUUUGUGGUCAAAUGAAGACUAACCUAAAAGCAAAUUCCUUCCAGGUACUGCUUUGUAGUUUGAUGCUUCCUUUAAGAGAUUUUAACUAACCUGAACUCCAUUUUGUAGAAAUGCUCACACUUUUGUUCUACUACCCAUCUGAAAACAAGAUUUGGUUUACUGCAAAUACUUUUCAGAUAUAUCUUCUCUGAAAAUGGGAUUCUUCUGAGGCAACUGUAAUUUAAAAUUUCACAGGGAGGUUGGAUUACUUUUUUUGUGGCCUGUUAUGACUCUAGUGUGAAAGGGGGAAGGAGUAGACCUCUUAGCUGUGUACUGGGUUUUCUUUUUGAGUACCAUAAGGUAAUAUCUUCCAUAAUUGGUCCAAUACAUUUGCUCUCUGUAAAAGGAUACUGAGAUCGCUCUGACCUCAGGCCAUAAGACUGCAGUGCAGGAGGGUUAGUAACUACUCUGGUGUCUUUUUCUUGGCAGAAAAUGUGCCUGUGUUGAAAUGAAAUGUCUGUAUCAAAUGCCUUCAUCAUCAGAGAAAUGUUCUCCUAAAACUACCAAAGGUGUGUGUGUGUCACAGAUGUUUACAGCAGCCUCUUGUUACUGCCAUGAAUGUUUUAAGAUUCUUUGCUAGGAAUCCUUUCAUAACCUGUAUCACAGAGUCUGGUCAUGUCUGCUGGAAGUUGCAGCUCACGUCAUAAGUAGGCUGCAGCUUUCUGUGCUCUUGGUAACAGAAGUGUGUACUGUAACAAAAACAUAGAAAGCUGGUUUCUUUUUAGUGGAGGGGUGUGAAAGCCUACUGAGAGCAAAUACAUAGUAACUGACUUCCCUCUAGUGGUAUCUGGCGAAGAUCAGCUGUCUUUCCCCAUGGUUUGUUCUCUUCAAAGGUAACUCCAGAUCCAAUGGCUCUUCCAAGUCCUCUGCAAUUUUUUAGUUCGUUCCCCUUCCUUUACGUUUUUUGAAAGUGGUUGUAAGCAACUCGCAGAGGAAAGAGGAUUUAUGAACACGACCAGAUUCAGUUUUCACCUUUAAUUUGGAACAGACUUCAAAAAAUGGCCUUCUCACAUAACCUAAGGCUGGAAAAAUUGCACAAGCUGUAAGACAUGCAGAGCUGUAGAGGCCUCUGGGGACUAUCCCCUAUGUGAGGGGGAAAAGCUCUCUGAAAUCAUUAUUGCUUGAUGAGUAGGAUUGUUUGUUGCUGCAAACAUCCUUCUAACUACAUAAAUAGAUACUUGAAGAGGAGAGGCUUCUUUUUUGCUACUGUACCUGUGUGACUUCUAGCUCCUUUCAGGUUCUUUUUACAUGGUGCCAUUACUGUGAAGGCCGGGUGUCAGCAUAUAAUAUACCACUACUCUGCAUAAAUGUCGUGACUGAUAAUUUUCAAGUUUUUGUUGCAGUUGGUGCCUCUGGUUUGACACUUGAAUACUCAAUUGUAGUUAAUGGAAACUGCUGUAAUAUGAACUUACCUUUCAUUAAGGUUUUUCCUUAAAUGAUUCUCACAAGUAUUUUUCUAAUCGUAGUAUAUUAAAUAACAGUGAUUGCAUACAAGCAAAGUAGCAACAGGCAAUACAGAUACUUCCCACUUGUCUGCCUUUUGGGCAAGCACAGUUCUCUAAGUCACUACUAAGUUACUAAUACUUGUUACUAUCGAUUUUGUCAAUUCCAGACUUCCAGUAGGAGAUACAGUGCUGCACUUCAGCUAAAUGACUAGCUCAGAAGGUUUUUGUUUCACAGAUAAGAGUCGUCAUUCUACCGUAUUUAAAGACAAUGAUCUCUUCAGACUUUUUUCCUUCAUGCCUCUAAGCAAUCUUUGUGAGCAGAGUGGAGUAGAAGUGAAGUUAGGAAGAUGAGUUGUGCUUUUGGGGAAACAGCUUUGCAACAGUUCCAAGUUCAAUCUGUCCAGUAACGUGGUUUUCGCAUCCACUUGUAAUAAGUCUUCAGGUUCACAGAAGAUAAUGUUUCUCUGGAAUAUGAAAAGAAGUCUACUGCCUACUGCAUAGAACCAGGAUAUUUUAAGAUGCAGUAGGAAUAACUUGUAGCAAAAUGCUCAUCAGCUACAAGAAAUACUCUGCCUCAGUAGAUAAAAAACUUUGUUUCUUUAAGGAUUUGUAUGUAGUGGAUGUUUUACUGCAUACGAAAGCAAUGACCUGGACUUCAUCAACCUGUACAGGUAACCUCAGGGCCAGUUAAAAACUGUUUUGAUUAGAGAUUAAAAGGUUGAUAAUGUGAGAACGAAAUCAAAUGGAACAAAGGGAACAAAAACUUUUUAUUGGGAGAAAGGGUAAGGGAGAAGUGUGCAAUUUGCUAACUGGAUUACAACACAUUUUGUUACAAUCUUUUAUUUUCAAAUGAAGUAUUUUGGAUUCAUACACAUUUUUAUAACUCAAAUGACAGUUUUAUAUUGUAUAAUUUUUUGUGCAUUUCAUUAAAAAAUACUUCCUUAAAAACAAAAGAAAUUGAUCUGGUUUUCUUAAUAUUACGGGAUUGCUGUCUAUGAUGAGAUCUGUAUUUGGGAGAAGAUAAAUGUUAAGGACACUUUUAAAGCAAGGAGUGGUGCUAAACAGGCAUUAUGUUACCAGUGUGCUUCUUGGAACAUUUAAAAAACAAAACAAACAAAAAAAAAAAGCAAAAGCUUUGUCACUGAAUUCCUCAGAAGUGCUAAAAAGGCUAUAGUGUUCCUAGCAGGAGUAGCAUUUGAAUGCCCUCACUCAGGGAGGCGUAAGGAAAAAAAAUUCUCUGCCAGCCCUCAACAGCCUAAAAUUGAGUCGCAGUGCAGCGUAUGCAUGGGAGAGAGGCCUUCUGUGAGUAAAAGUCCCUUACAGGUUUCCUUAUUUUUUCCUCUGCUACUCAUGCUGUUGUAAGGAUGCUGUAUUUGUUUUAUAAUUAAAUAGAAACAUAGCUUACUCUAAACCUGUUCAGUCUUUUACAGGAUGUGUUCAGAAGUUAAAUUGAUAGAGGCUUUGGCGUUCUGUGAAGUAUGUACUGGCACUGAAGGGUUAGUGCGCACUUAAAGCUUUGAAUGCGUAAGACAAGUAACUUAAUUAUCCAUUUUAUCAAAUUCUCUAUGAUUCUCUGCAAGCGUAUCUGCCUGUGAGGAAUUAUUAAAACCUUUUCCUUUUGUUCUCUUGAGAGUCUUGUUUCUUUACAGCCUUCAGAAAACAACACAUCAAAGCAUGUUGAGUGUAAGAAGUGUCAUCUUGGGAGAAUUCUCAGUUCAGAGGAUUGUUUUCAAAUAUCGUUUCACAGUCCCUCUCAGUACUUGCUUGCCAUUUCCCAUGAUUUUUGAAAAUAUCAAUU